GCUGUCGAAUCGGAAGCUGCGUCCCAACAACGUAGCGAUCUCGGUUGUGUGACGUCAGGACGUAAUGUUGGUAUACUUCUUUCCUCUCUUAGCUAACGGCAGUUGGCAUGUGCAGCCUUGAAUAUAAAGUUUAAUUUAAAAUUUGCAUUCUCAGUAAAUUCACAUUGUAAUAUUGACAUCGACGGCGGCAGCAUGAGCACGUUAUGGAUGGGAAACCUUGAGGCCUACAUGGAUGAGAAGUUUAUCACCAGAUCCUUUUCCACCAUGGGGGAGACGGUGGUUAAUGUACGGAUCAUACGCAACAAGAUGACAGGUGUGUCGUCCCCCAGGGGGGCUCUGGGCUACUGCUUUGUGGAGAUGAGCGACGAGGCUACAGCGGAGAGGUGUCUCCGCAAAAUCAACGGGAAAGCCUUACCAGGAGCCAAUCCGCCAACCAGAUUCAAGUUAAACCGAGCCACCUUUGGGAAACAAGACAGUGGUCAGAUGUAUUCUCUGUUUGUGGGAGAUCUAACUCCUGAGGUGGAUGAUGGGAUGCUUUACGAGUUCUUUUACAACCGCUACCCUUCCUGUCGGGGGGGGAAAGUGGUGCUGGACAGCAUGGGCAACUCCAAGGGCUGUGGCUUUGUUCAGUUCCCAGAUGAGCGGCUGCAGAAGCGGGCUUUAGAGGAGUGUCAGGGUGCGGUGGGACUUGGCGGUAAACCUCUGAGACUGAGCCUGGCUGCUAACAAUCUAAGGAACAGGCAGCAGCAGCAGCCUUCGGAGCACAAAUCCUGGCAGUCCAACUCCGGAUACAGACCCAGCUAUGAUCAGUACAGCCAGUACCAGCAACAGGCCUACCCGGGCUACUACCCCUCCUGGGGCUACGACCAGACCGGAGCAGGCUACGGCUACAACUACCAGCUGCAGUAUGAUUACACCCAGUACCCCCCAGCACAGGAAAGUGAAGCUGUUCAGGAGGAUGAUGGACUUGAAGACCCGAGCCCCGAGCUGGAUGUGGUGGAGGCCAACAGGAAGUUCAUGGAGCUCAGUGAGGAACUGUACGACGCUCUGAUCGAGUGUCACUGGCAGCCAGCAGACUUAUCCACACAGCAGGACCACAUGACAUCCAGCCUGCCGGAGCCCAUUUACUGCUGAAACUCUGGACUUCUCUGUACCUCGCUGGGACGUUUUAUUUACUGUUGCCAGUUUUGACAGUAUGGACAUAAAGGAAAUAAGUCAUGGUAAUGGAUCUACAACAAAAACAUAUUUUUGAUUUACCGGUAUGUAAGCUCCACAACACACACUGAAUCCAAAGGA
Messenger RNA from Etheostoma spectabile (orangethroat darter), 1296 nucleotides. Its product is annotated as tRNA selenocysteine 1-associated protein 1. Gene Ontology annotation, biological process: selenocysteine incorporation. Lineage: Eukaryota; Metazoa; Chordata; Actinopteri; Perciformes; Percidae. The transcript is spliced from 9 exons. The record is from RefSeq and is a predicted model, not a curated record. The coding region runs from base 193 to 1134 and encodes 313 amino acids. Gene Ontology annotation, cellular component: nucleus. Gene Ontology annotation, molecular function: tRNA binding.